Molecule: messenger RNA, 3090 nt
Organism: Lecanosticta acicola
Lineage: Eukaryota; Fungi; Ascomycota; Dothideomycetes; Mycosphaerellales; Mycosphaerellaceae
Source: the annotation of a GenBank genome assembly
AUGGCAGGCGAUGAUCUGGUUGAGGGUACUCCACAUGGUGUCGCUGCAGCAAUACACACGUAAACUCACUUACGACUCACUCAGGUAUCUCUCGAUUAAGUAUCACCCCUAACCAUGACGGCGGCGACCACGACCUCUCCAACGAAGCAAAUGCUGAAGCUCGACUUCAGCAAGAAGCACGAAUGCAGCAGAACAACUCCCAUGCGCCUCCCUUGACGCGGGGCACUCGAGACGUGACUGCAGAUUUUGUCGCCGCCGCGAAGAAGCUACCGCCGGGAGAUCUUGUCAAAGAUGAAAAUUUUACGCUUUUUGAAGCCGUUGGCGCACUCGAGGUAUGAUUUGGCUGUCACUCUCCCCGCAGCAUUCGUCUCUCUGGCAUCAUUCCUCAAAAUGACGAAACGAGCGGGCGAAAAGCGCGUUGGCCGUCAGCAGCCUGACACCUUGCGGGCCUCAAGGAUGGAUGAUCGGCAGGACUCGAGAGUCAGUGACUCUAGCUUACGCACUCAUUUCGACGCCAGCUCUUGACGUAGAAUAGAAGCUGACCUUGCUUCCCCAGAUCAUGGAUCCCAAGAUGGACAGCGGCUACGUUCCCCCAGAAGACUCAUUCGAGCCAGACUUUGAUGUCACUGGAGGUCUCUUGCCCGAGGAGGUCCUAUGGAUCAUGGACGAGAUUCUCCGCCUGGAAAUGAGCUUUCACGACGGCUACCCGCUUUCCCAGAACAUCUUCACCUCACUGCAUAUCUUCCGGCUUAUUGAUCCCAACAACAAGAGACCCUACUACUUACGUCUUCCAGAUGACACGUCUCGAAACAAGCUUUUCGGGCAGCAAAUGGUCCAUGACGUGCUUCGCAAAUACUGCAUUGCCGUGGUCAAGUGUGUUGAGUGUGCCCUGGACACAAUCACAAGGCAAACGUACUAUGAAGAGGAAGAUUUUGUCACGCAUCAAUUUGGUCGAGAGCUUCUGCCUGAUCUCGAUGUUGAGGAGGCUCGGAAAUUAUUGGUUGAGGCUAUGGACUUCAUCGAUAACUAUCAGCCUGCGAGCUCUAACGACAACUAUCAAGUCUUCCGAGCUCUCAAACAUCGCUUGGUGGCGAGAGAACAUAUCCUUUUCUCCAUGAGUGGUCGGCAUAACCAGUGGCAAGAUCUACGAGACAAAGUUGCGGAGAUGAAAGAGGAAUGCCGUCUGGUUAAGCCUCUCCCGGAUGCUUUCUCGAGCAAGGUUACCAGGCAAUUGGCCACCAGGUAAACACUUUCACAUUGGGCCUGUGGCAUGGAGCGCGAGUUAAUGAACGUCUAGCACACCGCCAAGGCCUAUGCCUGAGCUCUCUUGGGACCAGGCUUUAAGGCAAUGGACACAAUUGUGCAAUGACGUCUUGGCGGCCGAUGACUUCCGUAGAUUCAGAAAGGAACGUCGCCCGCAUGCCCUUCAGCAAGCCGUAUGGGAUUAUGCAUACCGGUCUCCACUCCCAAAAACGUACGCGCGGGCAAAGGUCCAAGACGUUCUCAUGGGAACAGACUCCGGAUCUAAUGGUGUCAUCAAUGUCGAUUUCAUUUACCGCGACAUUCUCGAGUUGGUAUUGGUGUGUGGAAUUGACGUUUUAUCUGUAUAAUCAGCGCUGACUAUGUACAGGCAGGGGAUCCACUGACCGGCGAGGAGGCUCAGGCUGUCGAAGUCCCAAUGGAUCCUCGACACAGAGCUGUUCGCGUGCUCAGCGAUUUUGCCCAUGCGGCAAUGCACGCUUACAAAGAACUAUACCGCAGCCUCAACCAGAAUCGAUGUCGCAUGCGGAGAUCAUUGAUACACGUACGUCUAGUGCUAGAUGCCUCGACUCCGAAGUAGACAUGUGCUUACAGUUCAGGUCGUUCUAUUGUUCCAAGAAUUGGAAACGAAGGCGAAUGACUGCGACGUCUCACUAUGUGAGUGCCAGUACAUCAACGCAUACGCGGCCGACCCCUUGUCCGAGGUAGCAAGAAUGGAUACAUGGCCUUUGACGGAGUGGACAAUACUGCACAAGGAGACAAUCAUAGAAUGGGUAGGCUUCUUUUCGGCGAAACGGGCAUUUACAGGCGGAAAUACUGAACCAGAGCUAAUCGUGCCAAAAGGUGCUUCAACUCGGCUUCGAGACUGAAAUUUACUCUCCACCGGAGAUGAGGCUGAUACAUGCUACAAUCGCGCGGUUUGCCGACGAUCGAGCUGAGCGCUUGGGCGGCGUGUGCAGGUCGAAUGCCAACAAGAUACUGCGUAUGUGAGAUCGGAGCCUACCUCCCAGCACUGUCAGCCCUUUGCGACAAUACGACUGACUUACGAGUAGCCGACCGUCCGCAAAGUAUGGCGGACACGGGGGACAUCAGGAUGUCCACCAUCUGGAUCAGGAGUCUUAUUCACAAGGUAUGUCUACCCUUCGUGAGCAUUGCAGCUCUUGCCGCUUCUCGAGUCAUUACUGACCAUAGACCUUUCAAGGCAAAUUUCACGGUCAAAUUGAGCCAAGCUCUGGGCGCAAUGUACGGAGUGCUUGAAUUUCUGCAUCUCGUUGACAUCGCGCCGAGACGGUUCGAAGACCCGCAAUGCCGAUACGAAGCUCGAAUGAAACUAUUACUCGGACAGCUGGCUAUUCUCGUGACUGGCGGAGAAUACUACAAAGCCAUUGAACAGCCCUGGUACGUCGAUAUGCCAGUCCAGAAGGUCGUGGAAAUCACCACGCAAGCUAUCAUGGCCGUCAAGAAAGAGGACCUUGGGAUUUUGAAAAGCAUGCCACCGGACCACUGCCAGUAUCUCGGUACGGAAUCGCAAUGGCAAGCGGAGAUCGAGAUAGUGGAGAAGGUCUGUGUGGGUUUCAAUGUUGCCAUGAUGCGAAUAGGGCAAUUGUGUCGGGAACAUGGCAUCCAGACAUUAAGGUGCGCGCUUUUCGCUCUUUGAUUCCAGUAGAGAUGCUUGCUGACUAGCCCUUGAACAGUGCCGAGGAACGACCAGACCUACGUUCGAUGUAUGAGGUGGUGAUAUCUCCGCCAGGGCAGCGAUUCCACGACUGGUGGCCUAUCCCGCAGAUCAAGAAGAAGGAGAAGCCAGGGGCUGCAGCAAGUGGGAGGUAG